UUCUAAAUAAUGCUUAUUUUGUAAACUUUUAUGAUAUAUUUAUCGAAGAAAAAUAAAUCUUCGUAGCUGUAUUUCUUAGUUAUUUACCUUCUUCACCAAAACAUGGACUCUAUUUCCCCAAACUGCACUACUUAACCUUUUUACGUUUGCACCAGAAAAUGAAUAAAUUAGGUGACAUGGAGCUUUUGCAGCCCGCUCCAAGUUGUUCUGAGGAUGAAACUUAAUUCAGAAUAAAUUCAAAAAUGUAUUCUGGCAAAGUUGAACUUGGUGAUCUACCUCCCAGUAUUGAUAUUAAGGAUGAAAGUGUCUGCUGCAUAAAACUAAAUGGAUUAAAAGAGAAUGAACCAUGCCACUUUAAUUUGUCUGAUGAGGCUACAAAUCCGGAAACAUCAGAUGAUCAUGAAACUGUUCACUCAUCUUUCUCAAGUGAUAAUAUAUUGCAUACUUUAAGUGGAUUUUAUGCUACAUUACUUGUUGUGGUUACUUCAAUUGCUAUAUUUUCUGAAUUGCUUCAUGAACGUCUUGCAUUGUUUUAUAUUCAUGAUUAUCUUUUUCUCUAUCUUCUAAGUAUUGGGAUACUUCUGCUUAUUGGAGCAUUUGCUAACAAACUUCAUGAGAAAUGUUUUCGUGUAAACAUAAGAGAUUUAGUGAAAAUGCCUCAAUACUUGUCUAAAAAGUUAGUAGGAGAAGUUAAAAAAUCAAAUAUUGAUCAAUGUUUUAAAGUUGGGAUUUAUAUGUUUGGCUUAGUGGUGCUUAUUUCAAAUGGAUUAGAGGCGCUAACUAUAUUUAUGUCUCCUAUUACUUGUUUAUACCUGGCUAGCACAACUCAAACUAUUUUGCGUUUUAUUUUUAAUGGCCUUCAGAUAGCAUUUUUUCUAUUAAACUCAAAAGAAAUAUGGAAUAUUUUUGGGUGUGUUAGAAACUUAGCGUUUAUGCAUUUACUGGCUACCAAUCUUACUGUGUGGAUACGAUUAUUACUUUGGGAGAGUGCUAAAGAUUGGGAAUCAGCAGUUCAUGUAAAACACAAUUCAUCCAGGAAGUGGCAUCAAAAUGAAUUAAAUAUUACCCUUCAUUCUUUAGAAUCAGAUAUAAACUCUGUGGAUUCCAGUAAACAUUCUCCUAUUCAUACUGUACAUUAUACUUACAACUGCUACUGGAGAGUUAAAAAUUCUGAUGAAAUGGAUGUUAUAUCAGUUCAAAGUUGUCUUGAGAAUUCUACUGUUGGAUAUGCCUGGUCCAAAACAACUGAAUUUUUAUAUCCAAUUAUAUCUCAAUAUUAUUUCAUAAUUUUGUGUAUUAUAUAUAUUAUAUGGAUUAAUGGCGAUUCAAAUCACAUUGAUAAUUAUUGCUUUACUUCACCUAAAAAGAGCAGGAAUGAGUCUGUAUGUAGCCGAUCUACUAAAGGUCUCUUCCUUGGGUUAAUAAUUUUGGCUGUGUGUGUUAUAAUAUCUAUAGUAUUUUUUUCAGUAUCUACUGAUUUAAGAUUUUCUCUUAGAAUUUUGUAUUGUGUAAUUUUUGGUUCAUCAUCAUUUUCUGCUUUCAUGGGAACAAUACAAUCCUGUAAAAUGAAAGCCAGAAACUUUUCUGAUACUUAUUACAAUGGCUUUCUACAAAAUUCUGGUCUAUUAGCUGUUUACAUCUAUGGAUCUUGUAAUGUGUUGGCUGGUGCUAUUUCAGAUGAGGAAAUGAGCUUUGUGCUCAUCAUUGAAGCAGUUUUCAUGGUGGUUCAUGCUUCUAUUCAAAACAUAUUCAUUACUCAAAUUUCUCAAAAGAAAGUUGAUCAGUCUAACUACAAUGAAAAGCCUGCUAGACAGUCAGUCAUGUUUCUCUUUCUUUGUAAUAUUUCUUUAUGGAUUGCUGAGUGUGUUAUAUCCUGGACUAUAGUAAAAAGAGAUCUUCAGUUGUACACUUUUGGUAAUAUAGCUUGGCCUCUUAUAACUCGAAUGGUAUACCCAGUUCUUGUGUUUUAUCGGUAUCAUUCAGCUGUCCUACUUUAUAAAAUUUGGAAAAAAUCCUAUUCAUAAAUUUUAACAUUUUGAUUUAAAUGCAAGUAGCUGAUUUAUUUCAUAAGUAAAAUCAGCUUUAUGUACCGUGAAAUUGCAGUUGAAUUUGAAUGCUUUUUCACUGAAGAAUUGAAGUUCAACGAAUUAAAACAUAAAUGUUGUAUGAUAAUGGUGCCUUAUUAGCAUUUUUAGCUUUCUUUUCUGAGUAUCAAUAUUGAAUGAUAUUUUCUCAAGAAUUCUUAUAUUUUGUGAGAGUAACUAUUUAUGCAAAAAAAAUUUAUUAUUUUUUUAUAAUGCAAAAUUUAUGUGGAAAUAUUGUAAAAACUUUUUUAAAAGUUAACUAAAAAAUUGAAAAUAUUUUAAAGUUUAGUCUGUUGAAAAUUAUUCGCUAGCAUAAGUAUUUGACUACAACAUUGACUACACUAUUAUACUUCAUUCAAGUUUUAUUAAAAUUUAAUGCAAGUUGUAAUUUUUUUUUACUUUAUUGUAAUAGCCUUGAACAUGAAUGGUCUCUUAAAUAAAUAUCUUUUGCACACGUUUAAUUUUUUACACAAAAAAGUGCACAGCAUUUUAGUUUAUGUUUCUUGGUGAAAAAAUACUUUUAAAAUGGUUUUAUCAAAGGGUUUAGAUCUGAUUUUUUUUUGCAUUGUUUUGUUCAUUCAGUUUUAUAAUGAUCUGGUUUUUUUGUUAGGUUUUCCUCCCUUCUAUAUAGGACUCGGAGAAAAAGUUCAAAACUUAAUUUUUUUUAUUAAAAUCUAUUUUUAAAUUAUCUUCAUUUUAUAAUUAAGUAAAUUAAUUUUUUAUUAAUCUCAGUUUUUUUUCCAAUUUGAAUGGCUGAAAUCAUUUCCUCUCAUUAACGAAAUUAAAAUGUAUUGUAAUAUAAGUUAAUAUAUAAUUUUCAACAUAUUUUAUGUGGCAUAUUGUAAUCUUGUAUUAUUAAAGUCCAUGUUAGUCUUUGUAUUUUAGAUUUCUUUUAUAAACUAGUUUACAUUUACAAUUAUGUAGCUUUCAAACUUCAUUUACACUACAAAUACUUAGUCUUGAGUAUAUUUUUAAAGUGUAACUUAAAAAAUCACUUAAAUUUUUUAAUUUCUCUUGCUAAUUUGUUGUUUAAUAGUUAGUUUUUUUUCUCUUUAAGUCUUUUCUCUCUCUCCAAAGUGGUCCUUUAAUUUUGUGCUAUUUUUAUCAGUUUGAUGUAUUUUUUUUUAUCUGAUAGUGGUACAAAUGCUUUAAUUUAGUUCAUUUUAUAUUUAAGUAUUUUGAAUUAAAUGUCCUAUUAUAUUGGUGCUUUACAAUUUACACUUUUAUUUUAUGUAUAUUAAAUUUUUGUGAUGUUUUUAUUUUAUAAACUUGUUUAUUUUUAUGUUUUACUUAAUUUGGUAUUAUACUCUUCUUUAUUUCCAAAUUGAUGGUUUUAUAUUGGUUAAAUGUGUGAGUGUUACCUUUUCUUAAAAAAAUUCUCAAAAUUGGUUAUUUGAAACAUGAGUAUAGUAAACAACUAUUUUACAACCUUUGAUUUUAUGACUUAAUUGUUUUUUCAAGUUAUUAAUUAUUUGAAAAGUUUAUUUUAAGUAUUAGAGAAACAGUAUUUCUUUAAAAAUUAAAUAAUUUCCAGUUCACAUCAUUGUUUAAAUUUAUUUAUUUCAUAUUGAACUGUGUUGCAAGCUGUAGUGUGGUUUCAAAGUUAAUAAUUUUUUUCUACUUGAAAUUGGGAUAAAUUUCCUUUUAACAAAUGAAACUAUAGUAUAUUUUUUGAUCAUGUAAGAGUUCAGAUUCUACAUUGAAGAAUAAUGAUUGAAUUUACUUUAGCUUGUAGAAACAGCUAUAUAAUGAUGGCAUUUUAUUAAUACCUUUACGUAAUAUGUGUAUAGAAUAAAAUUUAUUUGUUACUAAAUAUUGAUAUAUAUUUAUAUAUAUAUGCUUUUAAUAUUUUUGAUGUUGGGGAAAAUUUAGGAAAGAUACUUUUUAAUCUUUUUUCUUUUUAAAUUUUUUUUGGCAAGUCUUUCAUUCUAUUUUCUUGCAAAACUGCUAAAAGUAUUAUAUCAUAGUAUUUUUUUUUCUUCUUAUUGUUGAUUUCACUUUUUACACAAUAAAUAAUUUGAAAGGACUAUCGUUGCAGUGAAAUUAAUAUUGGUUCUUACUUUAUUUUCAUUGUUGUAUGAUUUACAGAUUCAAAUUAGUGAAGUAUCAUUUUUAAAAUUAAAUUCAAUUGCUAUCAACGAGUUCAUAAUGAAUGUGUUUUCAAUGGAGAUAAAAUACAUAAUUUGAUAUCCAUUAACUUAGAUAUGUAAAUCAAACCUUAUAAGGCUAUAAAGGCUAUCUUUUCAUCAAUUGCAAUUUUAAUUUUUUCAUAGUUUUGUUAUCCAGGCCAUACAUGUAAUCAACAUAUUUGAAAUUGUUUUAACUGAAGUGAAAAUGAAACAAGUGUUGAUUUUAAACUUUUAUUCCCGGUGUGAUUUCAGCGUUGGAGUAAAAUUAUGUAUUGAUUCUCUUUCAUGAGUUUUAUUCUAUUGUUUGUUUUAAAUGUUAAGCAGCAUGUAGACUGUUACAAAUGUUGGCUCCCAAUUCAGCUCUUGUUGGAAUUAUAUUACUUUCCAAUAUGACUAAUUGUUAUCUUUUUCUUCCUUUUGUACAAAAAUACCUAUAGCUGUACAGCUAGAGGAGUUAUCUAUUUUUCAGGGAUCAAAGUAACCUAAAUAUUUGGCAAGAUAUUUUCUUUAAACUAUUAAAAUUUUUUAUCCUAUAAUUGUUUUUUUAAGAAAAUAUAUUACUGUUACAACAUUUGUCUAAACAAUUUUAUAUUGAAUAUAUAUGUAUGUUUUUGCUAUUAUUUUUAUAAUGCUCUUUUCAACCAAAUUUAUCUGCAUUCUUGUUACAAUGUUGAACAUAUUUUUAUUAUAGUAUAUUGUUAAGGGAAAUAUUUAAAUGUUUAAGUACAAGAUGUGGAACUUGUGCCAUAUAACUAUUUUGUAACUGAUUGUAUGCUUUUUUUUAAAUAAAUAUCACUUAAGGUCUCUGUA
Messenger RNA from Parasteatoda tepidariorum (common house spider), 5023 nucleotides. Its product is annotated as proton channel OtopLc. Gene Ontology annotation, molecular function: proton channel activity. Gene Ontology annotation, cellular component: membrane. The record is from RefSeq and is a predicted model, not a curated record. Lineage: Eukaryota; Metazoa; Arthropoda; Arachnida; Araneae; Theridiidae. Gene Ontology annotation, biological process: proton transmembrane transport.